AUGAGUAACGAAGGAAUAAGUCAAGAAGUGAUUGAACUGUUUGAGAAUGAGAAUAUAAACUCUAUUCGGGAUUAUCAUAAUGAAUUAAAUCAUAAAGUUUCGAAGUUAAAGAUUCAGUUAGAUAAAGAAUUAUUAAACAAUUAUAAUGAAAUUUUAAAAGUUACUGAAUCAUUUGACAGUAUUUUGAAUAGUAUGAAGAUUGCAGAUAAUCAAUUCAGAUCCUUAUGUUUUGAUGACGAACAAUUCAAAUUGAAUAAAUUAAAGGAACCUAUAUUAAAUAAAUUAAAUUUAUCUGAGGAAGAAAAAAAUGAACUAAAAAGGCAAGAUGAGAUUGAUUUAAAUAAUAACAACGAAAGUUUACUUGUACUCAAGUUAGCAGAUUGGUCAUUUGUCAUUGACGAAUUUAUCGAUUGUAUCAAUAAGAAUAAUGCAAUGCUUCAACAUGAUACCGAGGGGAACAACAACAACGCCGGUGGUAGUUCUACGAAUAAUUUGAUGUCUUCACAAGAGAUUCCCAAGAUUGUAUUUGAAAAAGUGAAUCAAAUGUUUUGCAACCUAGAAAGUGAUAUUAUUUCGAAGAUAAAAAAUAAUGGCGAAUAUUGUCAAGUAUUGAAUAAAAGUUGUUCUAAAUUUUUAAAGAAUGUGGAAAAAAUGGAAAUUACAAAUUUUGACAUCAAUCAAUUGACAAAUAAGCAAUGGAUCGAGAUGUAUAACAUCCUACAUUUGGAUGAAUAUCCAUGGGACCAAGAUAAAAAAUUACACGAGAGAGUCAUCGACAAGAUCUUUGAUAAGUUAUUGAUCACCCAGCGUGAUAUAAAUAUACUUUUGAAAUGUACCAAUGAACCAAUUAUAACUCAAUUUAUUAAUAGUGAAGAAUUUAAAAAAAGGUUAGCUAUCAAAACUCGUGAUGAUUUACAAAUCCAGUUAACUAGAUUGGAACGUGUUUUGGCAGAGAAACCUGACGGCAAAGAAAAACAUGAAGGAGAGGAUAUUUUAUACCCUUAUGAUAGUAAUCGUAUGCCUGAUGUCAAGACUAUCUUAAACAAAGCCAAUUUAAAUUCUAAUGGAUUGGGUAAUUCCCAAAGAUCACAAUGUCAUGAAUUAAUUAUUAAAUUACUAGAGUUAUUGAAACGGUUGAAAGAUUUGAAUGAAACUGAUGAUGAAAUUAUUAAUAAACUGGAACGUUUACAUAAACAAAUGUUAGAUACUACUCAAUCUAAAAAUAAAGAGCACGUUGUGACAGGCGAAACUAUGGAUCAUGUGGUGGCUCAAGUCUUAAGUCGCUACCAAAAUCAUCAAUUUUCCAACCUGCUAGAAAAGCAAUUGGUGCAAUUACAAGAUUUGGCUGGGCAUUGA
Messenger RNA from Henningerozyma blattae CBS 6284, 1356 nucleotides. RefSeq names its product Golgi transport complex subunit COG1 (gene COG1). The transcript has a single exon. The record is from RefSeq and is a predicted model, not a curated record. NCBI's taxonomy places the organism in Eukaryota, Fungi, Ascomycota, Saccharomycetes, Saccharomycetales, Saccharomycetaceae. Bases 1 to 1356 code for a protein of 451 amino acids.